Chironomus riparius is the source of this 1169-nucleotide messenger RNA. NCBI's taxonomy places the organism in Eukaryota, Metazoa, Arthropoda, Insecta, Diptera, Chironomidae. The record is from the annotation of a GenBank genome assembly.
AUGAUGGCAAUAGACAGACAGACAAAGUGACUGUAAACAUUGACAAUUACGAAAAAUGUGCUUUGAAUUAAAAAGUUUUGCGAAGCAUAAAGGUUUUAACGAUUUUGAGACAGAUCCUUAACGUUUUAAUAUCAAAAGAUUCUGUAAACAAGCAGGAAUAUAAAGAAUAAAGAAGUUGUAGGCGUUAAUUGUAUGUAAAAGUUGCCGAAGAAGACGAAAAUCUGGUCGAAAUGAUGGUAGCUCAAAACAAAAAACUUGAUACAUUAAAUUUCAUCGAGAGUGUUAAGAAAUAUCCGGAAAUAUUCAAUACAACACAUCCAGGAUUCAAGCAACAAGAUGAUAAGAAUGGCGCAUGGCAUAAGAUAGCAGAGGAAUUCAAUACAGAUCCCAACUUAUGCAAGAAGAAGUUCCGUACGCUUAGAGAACGUUAUACGAGAGAAUUAAGAAGAAGCUAUUUAGAACCUGGAACUCCAAUUAAGUUUGAGUACUUUAAGCAACUAAACUUUUUGAGUCCUUAUAUCAAGUUCCGUUCAAUCAUGUUUGAAACAACUGAAGGUAAAACCGUUGUGACGAAACGAGAAGAAAUGGACAAGAAUGACAUUACAACUGAAAUUAAGAUAUUAGAGUCAGAUAGCUAUUAUGAGGAUGAGAAUGAUCAACAGAGUUACGUCCAAGAGAAUCCAGGCUCGUCAAGCAUAAUUUACGAAACAUCUGCAGAAGUCGAUCAUCAUAUCCAGGAAGAAUAUACAGAUCAGCAAUCAGUACAAUUAAAUGAUAGACAUUCAGAAGAAGAUGACAUGCUGACAUCGACCAGUUCAAAAUGUAAGGACCGUAAGCGGAAAAACAGCUGGAAUGAGCUCGUCGAUGAUGAAGAUGGAGGAAAUAAAUACUUUGCCAUGUCUGUAGCCUGUUCGCUUAAACGACUCACAACACUCAAUAAUUUAAAAGCAAAAGUAGAAAUCUAUCAAAUCCUCGAAAAGUAUGCGACAAAAGAGAACGAGUAAAUCCAUUUACCUAUCAUUAUUACUAUUAUUAUUAUUAUUAUUAUGUGUAUGAUAUUUAGACCUAAUGCCUGCCUACAACAUAUAUGAUCACUUUUUUGCAACUGUCACAAUUUCUUUGAAAGUCAUGUCAUAAUGGACAGUCAGCCAAGUAUUGACUUGGUUCAU